AUGUCAUCGAAUGACAAUGAUACAGUUCCUCUCACUACUGAUCUUCCUCCCUCUCUUCAUGAAGAUCUGUUCAAGUCAAAGCUUUCCUGGGAAGCUGAUAUAAUAGCAGGAAUUUACUUAAUAAUCACAGGAUUCAUAUCAAUAUUUGGAAAUGGAUAUGUGAUUUAUUUGCCAAUCAAACGGAAGGAAAAACUGAAACCUGCGGAACUGAUGACAAUUAACCUGGCAAUUUGUGAUUUUGGGAUGGCAGUUGGAGGUAAACCUUUCCUGAUCAGUUCUUGUUUUGCUCAUCGAUGGAUCUUUGGUUGGAUUGGCUGUCGCUGGCAUGGAUGGUCAGGGUUUUUCUUUGGAUGUGGUAGUCUAAUUACAAUAACAAUUGUAAGUCUGGACAGGUAUCUGAAAAUUUGCCAUUUACGAUAUGGUAUUUGGUUUCAAAGGUGGCAUGCCUUCGUAUGUUUGGGUUUUGCCUGGAUUUAUGCUGCAUUCUGGGCCACUAUUCCCCUAGUUGGCUGGGGAGACUAUGCUCCUGAGCCUUUUGGUACGUCAUGCACUCUGAACUGGUGGCUUGCACAAGUCUCUGUGGGUGGACAGGUCUUCAUUCUGAGCAUUCUUUUCUUUUGCCUUGUGCUUCCAACGGCUGUAAUAGUAUUCUCCUACGUAAAAAUCAUAGCCAAAGUAAAAUCAUCUGCCAAAGAAGUUGCGCAAUUCGAUUCAAGGAUUCAAAGUAACCAUUUACUGGAAAUGAAACUUACAAAGGUAACGAUGUUAAUAUGCGCAGGAUUCUUGAUUGCUUGGAUUCCAUAUGCUGUUGUUUCAGUGUGGUCGGCCUUUGGUACUCCUGACUCAGUGCCAGUUAAAGUUUCUUUUGUACCAACCAUGUUUGCAAAGUCAGCAGCAAUGUACAAUCCUAUCAUUUAUCAGUUGAUUGACUGCCGAUGCGGGUUGAGGAAGACUUCUAGCUGUUUCAGAUCUUCACAUUCAAAACCAUCGCGCCAGAAAUCUCGAAUUGUCUCAGUGAUUGGAGAUUGUAAUCACGUAGAAGUGAAUGAAACUAAGCUGGAGAGCUGAAAUUGGACUGAAGAAAUUGCUUAGAAACUUUCCUUACAACUUAUCAAUUGAUAAUCAGUUUUUUUCGGGACAGAUUUCAAUUCAUGAAGACCAAAUUUAAAAAAUAAACAUGUCUUGAAAAUUAAUUAUACCACUU
Rhincodon typus (whale shark) is the source of this 1204-nucleotide messenger RNA. RefSeq names its product opsin 5 (gene opn5). Lineage: Eukaryota; Metazoa; Chordata; Chondrichthyes; Orectolobiformes; Rhincodontidae. The transcript is spliced from 6 exons. Gene Ontology annotation, biological process: G protein-coupled receptor signaling pathway. Gene Ontology annotation, cellular component: membrane. Bases 1 to 1068 code for a protein of 355 amino acids. Gene Ontology annotation, molecular function: G protein-coupled receptor activity. The record is from RefSeq and is a predicted model, not a curated record.